This is a messenger RNA of Oncorhynchus masou masou (cherry salmon), 1995 nucleotides long. RefSeq lists its product as uncharacterized. Bases 474 to 1136 code for a protein of 220 amino acids. Gene Ontology annotation, molecular function: protease binding; death domain binding. Gene Ontology annotation, biological process: regulation of apoptotic process. The transcript has 4 exons. NCBI's taxonomy places the organism in Eukaryota, Metazoa, Chordata, Actinopteri, Salmoniformes, Salmonidae. The record is from RefSeq and is a predicted model, not a curated record.
ACCUUUCUGAAUAUCAAACCAAUAUACAAACUGAAACCAAAUGUACUGUGGUGAUAAACCUUCAGUACUGUUCAAAUGGCUUUUGCAAUUAUUGGUUUAAGCAUUAGAUACUCCAGCUAUCCUAUAAGAUUCUAAUAAUUCAAAUGCAAUUAUAAAUGCAUUUAUAACGUUAACAAUACUUUAUACCAUGGCCAGUUUGCUGCAAUUCUUGUCAUGUGUUAUUCUGUUCUUCUUGACAACACAAGCGCAGUUGGUGAAUUUAUUAUGAGGAUUGAAGCGAAUGGAAACUCCCAAAACAGUCUGCGCAUGCCCCCACCAUUAGGGACUUUUAUUUAUUUUAGGUUUUGCUACCGCAGCCUAUAAAAAUUACCGACAACCGAUUGCAGCCCAUUUCUCAUUCUCAGUCGAAAUGAUACACACAAAGUUAUGCACUGUUGUAAUGUAGCCUAUAUCGUUCUGUCAAAUUAACAAUUAUGUUACUAUGUAACGAAAAACGCGAGAUUUUACCUGAAAGGAGCUUACAACUUCAGUUACACGCUCUUAGCAAAUCUAUGUCAUGCUGUGCGGUGGAAAGGCUGUGCGUGUACUUGUUGAGCUCCAGGACCAUCACCGAGUAUGAGAGCCAGGUGAUCUGGUCCCAGAGAACAGACAUGGAGAAGGCUGCCAAACUGCUCCAGGUGGUGCUGAAGAAGGGUCGCAACGCCUGUCUGCUCUUUUUCGACUCACUAGAAAAGUGUUGCCAGUGCCCACCACAGUUCGAAAGAGUCACCGACCUCCCAGCAACAGAGAGGAGGAGGACCAACACUGCCCCAACUUACGUCAUCAACAUCAGCCACUCCAAUUUGACUAACUGCAUCAUUGGAGAUGGCAACUUUCAAGGUGUGACAACUUGUGUACAACAACCUCAGAGCAUGGGUUCAGAGGAUGCAAGGCACGAGACAAUGGGAGGCAACGUCACCAGUGAUCACCAGAGAGCAGUACAGGCCUGUCCAGAUCCAGAGCUCCAGAGGAGUGUCCAGGUCUAUGGGUCCCAACUGCAGUACGUCAUCAUCGGGGACAACAACAACCUGCAGGCUGAAGACACACCGGAAGAGGAAGAAGGGGAAGAAGAAGAACUCAUUAAUAAAAGUAACUGAUUGGAUUUGUGUAGUGCUUUUCCAGAUGCUCAAUGUGGUUUACAUUGUAGUGGGGAAACUCCCCUCAUACACCACCAACUAGUUUCCAUUUAAGUCAUUUAGCAGACUCGUUUAUCCAGAGUGACUUACAGGAGCAAUUAGUGUUAGGUGCCUUUCAGUUACUGGCCCAAUGCUCUUAACUGCUAGGCUACCUGCCUCUGGAGCCAAAUGUUACAUGUUCAAAUCAGGUGAUAGAAAGUUGUUUUUGAGAUUUUUGUUUUAAGCCUAUCCCAAACCUUAACCCUUACCUUAACCAUUAAGAGUUAAUGCCUAACCUUAAGAUCUCGGAGUUAAAUCCUAAAUGAACUUUAACCUUAAAAAUGUGGAGUUAAUGUCUAAACUUUAAUGUCUAAACUAGUUGUUGUGUGGCACUGCAUCAGUAUCCUACAGAGCCAUACAUAUAUGGCUCUUCUAUCCUAGAUGCCAUCUCCUGCUGUUGUGCCCUUGAGCAAGCGACUGCACCACGGGCGACCAUGGCUCUCAAUCCCCAUAAGGUAUAUGGGGACAAAAUGUAUGGCCAUUGGUUAAAUUGUAAUGUUCCUUACUGUGUCAAUGAACUUGAUUUCUGGGGAAUGUAUAUGUAUUGUAAAUUGCUGUGUAUUGUUUGGAUAGUAUAACUUAACCCUACAUAAUCAAAGAAGGAACCAUAUUUUUGGUCCGUGGACUUAUGGAGUAAGUAUUGAAUCAUACAGUACAUACAUUACGUUCUGUGAACCCAAUGUAUAAUGUCCGCACUGACCACUGCUAUUGAUAAAGUGCAUUUUAUUUAUUUUAAGUAUUUAAUGCUGUAACAAAUAAAAAGGUGCUGUUUUACUUUGAA